Momordica charantia (bitter melon) is the source of this 1294-nucleotide messenger RNA. Its product is annotated as karrikin insensitive 2 receptor CA. The record is from RefSeq and is a predicted model, not a curated record. NCBI's taxonomy places the organism in Eukaryota, Viridiplantae, Streptophyta, Magnoliopsida, Cucurbitales, Cucurbitaceae.
AAUCAUAAAAAUAUCUUACUCAACAUGUUCUUUUUGCCUACUAUCAUAUCACAAAAUCCAAAUAAUAAUUUUUUAGGAAGCAAAAGAACUAUAAAUACACAUCUAACAUAACUGAAUUCUCUCCACACUACACAAUCUCAAACUCCAAAUCCAUAUUCCAUUAUCCUCUUUCACCAAACUAUUGAAAUAGUACCCAAAAGAGCCAAAAGAAAAUGCAUGGUGGAUUCUUCAACUGUGGUGAGGCAGCCAUUGUUGAAGCUUUGAAUGUGAAUGUGUAUGGCAAUGGCACGGCGACGGUUGUGUUGGCUCACGGGUUCGGUCUGGAUCAAAGCGUGUGGCGCUACGUGAUCCCGUACCUUGCUUGCUUCUUCAAAGUGGUCGUUUUCGACUCGAUUUUCUCUCCAAAUGUGAAGCAUGAGCUUUAUGAUGAGAAGAAGUACUCAAGUUUUGAUGGGUAUGCAAGAGAUUUGGUGUGUGUUCUUGAGCAUCUCCAUGUUGAAAGAAGUAUUUAUGUGGGUCACUCCAUGUCUGCCAUGAUUGGAUGUGUUGCUGCAACCUAUAGGCCUCAACUCUUUACUCAUCUUAUCUUGUUGAAUGCUUCGCCAAGGUAUAUCAAUGAUAAAGGAUACUAUGGGGGCUUUGAGAGGCCACAACUUGAUGGAAUCUUCAAACAAAUGGAUCAAAACUUCACAAAUUGGGUAAAAAAUUUUGCUCCUUUUGCAGUGGCAGUGAAUGAUUCAAAAGCAAUUUCAGAGUUUGAGCACUCUUUGGGAAGAAUGAAGCCAAAAAUUGCCCUUAGUGUGGCAAAAAAGGUGUUCUUAAGUGACUUGAGAAGGCUUCUACCAAAAGUUAGGACUCCAUCCACAAUUAUUCUCACAAGAAAAGACAAUAUUGUCCCAAAAUCUGUUGCAUUUUACAUGAAAUCAAAGAUGGGUGGCCAUGCAAAUGUGAAGAUAUUGAACUCUGAAGGCCACUUCCCUCAGCUAAUAGCUUAUCCUCAGUUUUUGAAGGUUUUGAGUCAAGUUCUCCGCCUCAAAGAUAAGAAUCAUCCCUCUCAAGAUUGAUUCUUAAAAUGAGAUCUGACGAAUUUAUGUGAAGAAUUAAGGCGUUGUUUGAUAAUCAUUUUGGUUUCUAGUUUUCUGCUUUUAGAAAUUAUCGGCUUGUUUUUGUACAAUUUCAUUGGUAAGUGAUUCAAUUGUGAAAUAAAUAAAAUAUCACGACGUGUAUAUCUAGGGAAUAGUUGUUUCUUCCUAUUGAAAGGAUCUUCGAAUCAAUCCAGAGAUCAUUUCGAUUC